AGGCCCCGGGAGCCCGAGCUCGAGCUUGCAAUAAAAAGGCUCUUGCUUUUGCAUUGGAAUCAGCUCCCUGGUGGUCUUUGGGGACUUUGGGAUCUGGCAUUACAUCUGGGGGCUUGUCCAGGAUCCCCCAAGACCCCCUGAGGACCCGUGACCCAAAGAGCCAUUACGUGGUAAGUGUUUGUCUUGUCUAUUGUGCUUAUUUUUGGGAUUGAAGGUUUGUGAAUGGUGUGGUCGGCAUAAAGUCAAGGCGGAUGCACUGGAGGCUGCUGGCCAGGAGGGCUCUGGAGACGUCCCAGCCUCUUCUGAUGUGAGAGUCCCUCCUCCGGAUUGGGACAUGGAGUCCCCAGGGUGCAGAGAAAACUCAGUAUAUGUUGUAGAGAUCACUCCACCAGACUGGGACGUGGAAUACCCAGGGUGUGGUGUGGAGGAAGUGGUUCUUGUGCCAGGGCACUUUUGCGGGUCGCUCCCGCAGCACUGUCAGAGACUGUCGGCUUACUUUCAGUUUUGUUUCCAUGGACAGUCUGUCUUGUUUGUCCUCUUGUGUGCUGUGUCUUUUAUUAGUGUUUUCAUGUGGUUGUGGUUGGCUCUGACGGGGUGACUCUGAUUGUAAUAUGGGACAGACUCAGACAACCCCUCUUUCUCUUUUCCUUGACCAUUUCUCAGAUUUCAAGUCUAGAGCACAGGACUUAGGACUAAUGGUGAAGAAAGCUAAACUUAUUACUUUUUGCAGCAGUGAGUGGCCAACUUUCAACGUUGGCUGGCCUCCCAAAGGAACCUUUCACCUUCCCAUUAUUUUCCAGGUUAAGGACAUUGUCUAUUGUCCACGGAUCCGUCACCCUGACCAGGUUCCAUACAUAACCACCUGGAUGCAUCUGAUGGACGAUCCCCCUCCUUGGUUAAAGGCGCUUCUGCCCCCGCAGAUAAUGUCCAGAACAGUGGAGCAGCUCUUAUAAUGCACGAGAAGCCCCCCAUUGAGAAAUCCACUAAACCUACUAAACCCAAACCCUCUGCACCACUUUACCCUGUGUUACAGGACAGCAUGGAUCAGGAUCUCUUUUGUCCUCCUCCAUAUCAUCCUACUGCCCCUCCACAGGUUGCCUCCCCACCUCCCGGAGAGGCAGUGGCAUGGGAGCCCGCUGCUGAAGCCGGGACUGCAGCCAGACCUGCUGCUGGAAGUCUACCAUACACAAGGCAAUGAGCCCAGUGAGAGGCGAAUGCUGACUCAACUGUCCUUCCCUUGAGGGCCGCGAGCCCUCCGGAUGAGGACAGAGUGCAAGAUCUUUACUACUGGCCUUUUCCCACUAGUGAUUUAUAUAAUUGACAAAUGCAGAAUCCUAAAUUUUCUGAGAAAUCCAGUGCUUUAAUUGAUCUUUCAGAUUCUGUUCUUUUUACUCAUCAGCCCACUUGGGAUGAUUGUCAGCAGCUUUUACAGGUAUUGUUCACCAUGGAAGAAAGAGAAAGAAUUCUGUCUGAAGCCUGAAAGUCGGUUAAGGGCGAAAAUGGGAUGGUGACAACUAAUCCUGCUAUGAUUGAUGCUGUUUUCCUCCUUACCUACCCUGAUUGGGAUUUCCAUAGAAGAAAUGGUCAGGUGAGUCUCCAAUCCUACCGCCAGACUCUAAUGAGGGGUCUCCAGAAAGCGGCCCACAAGCCGACUAAUUGGGCUAAGGUAGGUAAUGUGCAGCAGGAAAAGAAUGAGUCUCCCGCUGCCUUUCUAGAAAGGAUUAUGGAAGCAUUCUGUACUUAUACACCCAUGGAUUCUGAGGCAGAAGGUAGUAAAGCCGCGGUUAUUAUGGCUUUUGUUAACCAGUCUGCCCCAGAUAUAAGAAAGAAACUUCAGAGAGUAGAUAGGCUGGCUGAAAAAUCUUUACAGGAUUGGCUCGCAGUGGCUGAGAAAGUUUAUAAUAAUAGAGAGACAUUGGAGGAAAAGCAGACUUGAGCUUGAACCAAACAAACUCAAGACUUGGCUAAAAUCCUGCUGGCCGCCACUGCUGCUGAGCCAAGAGAUCGUCAGGCUUGACUAAAGCAGCUAACAAUUGAAGGUGAAGAAAAACCCUGGGAGGGAGGACGCUGAUGCUUGCAGAGGGACCAGUGCGCCUACUGCAAGGAAAUAGGGCACUAGGCCAGAGAAUGCCCCAAAUGGAGAGCCAACAAGCCUGCCCCCCCAGGGUGAAACCCACAUCUUAGAAAUGAGGGAAUUAAGUGACUAGAGGAGUCAGGGUUCAGCACCCCUCCCUGAACCCAGGGUAACCCUCAAAGUGGAGGGGACACCAAUAGAUUUCCUUGUGGACACUGGCACCCAGCAUUCAGUGCUUCUAAGUGACCAAGGUAAACUAGAUAUAAGAAAAUCUUGGGUCCAAGGGGCAACUGGGAUGAAGAAAUACUCAUGGACUACCUGAAGAACUGUAGACCUGGGCAUGGGCUAGGUAUCCCAUGCAUUCAUGGUUAUCCCAGACUGCCCAUAUCCCUUAUUUGGAAGAGAUUUAUUAACUAAAAUUGGGGCCCAGAUAACCUUCAAGCAGGAUGGACCACAGGUCACAGAUAAUCAAGGGCGCCUUAUACAGGUUCUAACUGUUCAGCUAGAAGAUGAGUAUGCAUUCCACCAACAACCUCCUGGGGCCCAAGCUGACAUUAAUGACUGGCUCCACUCCUACCCGUUAGCAUGGGCUGGGAUAGGAGGUAUAGGGUUAGCCUUUCAUCAGCCUCCCGUCUUAGUAGAACUUAAGCCUGGAGCAGAACCCAUAAAAGUAAAGCAAUACCCCAUGGCUGCGGAGGCAAAGAAAGGCAUAAUGCCACACAUUAGACGCCUCCUACGGGCGUGUAUUUUGAUCCCUUGCCAGUCAGCUUGGAAUACUCCCCUGUUGCCUAUCAAUAAACCCCGUACGAAUGACUAUUGUCCAGUAUAGGAUUUACGGGAAGUAAAUAAGCGGGUGAUGGAUAUCCAUCCCGCGGUGCCUAACCCGUAUACACUCCUCAGUGCCUUGGCCCCAACUCAAACAUGGUACACAGUAUUAGAUUUAAAAGAUGCCUUCUGCAGUCUCCCUCUAGCCCCACAAAGCCAGGCUAUGUUUGCCUUUGAGUGGAGAGAUCCAGAGGAGGGCAUCAGUGGACAACUCACCUGGACCCACCUACCGCAAGACUUUAAGAAUUCUCCAACUAUCUUUGAUGAAGUCCUACAUGCAGAUUUAGGUGAGUUCCGUAGGUCUCACUCCGGCUUGACCCUCCUCCAGUAUGUAAAUGACAAAUUAGUAGCAGCUGCUACAGAGCAAUUGCUUGCAAGGAACGCAGGAUCUGCUCACUACCCUGGGAGACAUGGGAUAUUGAGCCUUGGCAAAGAAAGCCCAACUUUGUCAGCAAACUGUGAAUUAUUUAGGAUAUGUACUUAAAGAUGGCUAGAUAUGGCUGAGUGAAGCCAGAAAGAGCACUGCACUCGCAUUCCAACUCCCACUACUCCCAGGCAAGUGCGGGAAUUUUGGGGAAUGGUUGGAUUCUGUAGACUGUGGGUGCCGGGGUUUGCUGAGAUUGCUAAGCCCCUUUAUGAAGCCACCAAAGAGGGGCAGCCUUUCCAGUGGAUAGCAGAAAGAGACCAGGCAUUUUAAAACCUCAAGAUGGCCUUGUUAAUCUCUCCUGCAUUAAGUCUCCUCGAUAUUACCAGACCUUUCCAUCUAUAUGUGGAUGAGCACAAAGGGGUGGCAAAGGGAGUAUUAACCCAAGACUUUGGGACCCUGGACUCGCCCAGUAGCUUACCUCUCAACCCAGUCACCUCGGGAUGGCCCCCUUGUUUAUGGAUUAUUGCGGCAACUGCCCUCUUAGUAAAAGAUGCAGACAAACUCACCCUGGGGCAAGAACUGUUAAUAACGACCCCUCACACCAUCGAGGGAGUCUUAAAGCAGCCCCCAGAUGGAUGGAUGAGCAAUGCGCGACUGACUCAUUAUCAAGGCCUACUACUAAACCCACCAAGGAUUCGGUUCUUACCCAGUGUAGCUUUGAAUGCUGCCACUCUUUUACACAACCCAGAUGCAGAGGUGCUGCUACAUCAAUGCCAAGAUAUACUGGUGCAAGUUCACAGCCUCCGCCAAGACCUGACUGAUCAGCCACUGCCUGACGCUGAGGAAACCUGGUUCACAGACAGCAGCAGUUUCAUGAGGGAUGGACACAGGUAUGCAGGGGUGGCUGUGGUCUCAGAAACCGAAACAUUGUGGGCUGAGCCCCUCUCAAGCAGUACUUCUGCCCAAUGGGCAGAACUCAUCGCUCUCACUAAGGCCUUGGUUAUGGGAAAAGGAAAGAAAAUUAAUAUCUAUACUGACAGUCGGUAUGCGUUUGCCACGGCCCACAUUCAUGGUGUCAUCUACAGGGAGAGGGGGUUGCUAAUGGCAGAAGGAAAAACGGUAAAGAACAAGCAAGAAAUAUUGGACCUCCUGACAGCCAUCUGGUUGCCGAAGAAAGUAGCCAUCAUUCACUGCCCGGGUCACCAGAAAGGAAAUUCCCCGGUGGCUCAGGGUAAUCACCAAGUGGACAAGAUAGCCAAGAGUGUAGCCCUCAAGGUAACCCAAGAGCUAGCCCUCCACCUGCCAGAUCCAGGAGCGCCAGUGCUGCCAGAGAAACACAAAUACUCUCCGGAGGACCUGGCUUGGCUUCACACUAUUCCUCAAGCACAUUGCCCAGCAAAAUACAACGGUUGGUGGCGCACUGCAGAUGGCAGAACCAUCCUCUCAGCUAGGCAUAGAAGUGCUCCGGUGUAUGCACCAAGCCACCACAUGGGCAACCGGAAACUGAAAGACCUAGUCCAUCAUGCGAAGAUUAAAAUAGAACGUCUAGACACUAACCUGUACCAAAUUGUUGGGGCUUGUAAGGCCUGUCAGCUCACUAAUGGCAGAUCGGGACCUGCUGCCUAAGGAACCUGAGAGCCAGGAAACAAGCCUGAUGCAUAUUGGGAAGUGGAUUUCACAGAAAUUAAACCAGGAAGGUAUGGAUAUAAAUAUCUCUUAGUUUUUAUAGAUACUUUUUCUGGGUGGAUGGAAGCAUUUCCAACGAAGCAUGAGACCACUCAGAUGGUGGCCAAGAAGUUGCUGGAAGACAUUCUCCCCAGCAGGCACAAAAAGAAAGUUGGAACCGGCUGCGAGCUACUUACAAAGCUGGUCCCAUACCUGAGCCCCACAAGUUCUGGCCUAGUGAUUGGGUCUACAUGAAAAGGCAUCACCAGGAGACUUUGGAACCCCAGUGGAAGGGCCCGUAUGUCAUGAUCCUGGUGAUACCCACCGCUCUGAAAGUAGACGACAUCGCCUCCUGGGUUCACCACACCCAUGUUAGACUCUCGGACCCGUUCGCCAUUCAAGAGGACUUCAUUCCACAAUGGAAGAUCCAGCAGGCCGCAGACAAUCCUUUAAAACUCAAACUGAAGCGCUCUCUACCUACACACUGCUAAUAUUACUUGUAUGUACCC
Nycticebus coucang (slow loris) is the source of this 5440-nucleotide messenger RNA. RefSeq lists its product as uncharacterized. Lineage: Eukaryota; Metazoa; Chordata; Mammalia; Primates; Lorisidae. The record is from RefSeq and is a predicted model, not a curated record. Bases 3606 to 4892 code for a protein of 428 amino acids. The transcript has 2 exons. Gene Ontology annotation, molecular function: RNA stem-loop binding; RNA-DNA hybrid ribonuclease activity.